UUAACACAUUCACUGACUCACUGAAGUGCCAAUACAUAAGAUCAUUCCAUUUAUUCUUCUUGCUUAGACUGAGAUUUGGGUCCUAUGGAAUUUUCUUAUUGCUUGGUGUUUGUGCUUGUUUCUGCUGCAAGCAUAUGGAAUAUCUCUGCAAAUUCCCGUCAUCAACUAGGCGAAAAUGCUGUUGUGCCAAAUGAUGUUUCGAUUCUGAAGGGUGAAGAUAUUGAUCAUCAUCAAGUGGUUAGUCCUCCUACUGCAACUAAGGAGGAUAAGAGGAUAGGAGGAAGGAAAAUGGCAGCAGCGAGGUUAGAGAAGGACGUUAAAGUAGUGGCAGAAGGCGGUAUAAGUGGAACUCGGAGGUCCAACAGCUCCGACCUUGAAGGACAAUCUUCAUGUGGCAAUGUGGAAUGCAGACAAAGUACUACUGCAAGUCGAUUUUCUGAGAAAAUAGUCGAUCAUGAUCAUGAACAUGCAGGUUUUGUAGCUUUUAGUCAGGACUACAAUUCACCAAGGCACCACCCUCCUAAGAAUAACUGAUGAUUAAUGAAUUGAGAAUUAUAUACUAAUUUCAAUAAUGUACUAAUUAAUUAUCAACUUUCUAA
Messenger RNA from Malus domestica (apple), 599 nucleotides. RefSeq lists its product as uncharacterized. Lineage: Eukaryota; Viridiplantae; Streptophyta; Magnoliopsida; Rosales; Rosaceae. Gene Ontology annotation, biological process: positive regulation of cell population proliferation; regulation of root meristem growth; cell differentiation. Gene Ontology annotation, molecular function: growth factor activity. The record is from RefSeq and is a predicted model, not a curated record.